Molecule: messenger RNA, 618 nt
Organism: Eupeodes corollae
Lineage: Eukaryota; Metazoa; Arthropoda; Insecta; Diptera; Syrphidae
Product: mitochondrial import inner membrane translocase subunit TIM14
Exons: 3
Coding region: 157-513 (118 amino acids)
Biological process (GO): protein import into mitochondrial matrix
Cellular component (GO): PAM complex, Tim23 associated import motor
Molecular function (GO): ATPase activator activity
Source: RefSeq, a predicted model, not a curated record
AGAAUCGAAUCACAUUUAGCUAUCAGCUGUUUAAUGUCAUUUUCUUAAAUAUUUUUUUUGUAUGCGUUGUUUCAUAUUGGCUUCGCCAGUCAAAUUUUAAGUUGUGAAAUAAUAUCUUCAAAUAUUAAUUGUUAAAUAAACAACACAAAAUAAAACAUGGCUAGCUCAGUCAUUUUGGCGGGCCUAGGAGUAGCGGUCGUGGGGUUUGCAGGAAAGCACAUAAUGCGCCGAAUGCCUGCAAUGAGCGUUAAAAUCAACGAGGCCAUCAAAAAUCUACCUAAAUUCGAUGCUGAAUCCAUAGCAAAUUCAAAAUAUUACAAAGGAGGAUUCGAUCCGAAAAUGAACAAACGAGAAGCUUCUCUUAUACUUGGCGUUAGUCCAACAGCAUCUAAAGGAAAGGUAAAAGAUGCGCAUAAAAAAAUAAUGCUUUUGAAUCAUCCUGAUCGCGGAGGCUCUCCCUAUCUGGCUGCAAAAAUAAACGAAGCAAAAGAUUUGUUAGAUAAUAGUAAAUGAUUUCAAAGCAAUGACACAUAAAAUUUAUACACACCUGAUUGUACAUUACUAUUAAUUGUUAGAAAUUAUGUUUUGAAAAAUAAAAAUAAUGCAUAAAACAUGUGA